This is a messenger RNA of Rhododendron vialii, 948 nucleotides long. RefSeq lists its product as uncharacterized. The record is from RefSeq and is a predicted model, not a curated record. The transcript has 4 exons. The coding region runs from base 1 to 948 and encodes 315 amino acids. NCBI's taxonomy places the organism in Eukaryota, Viridiplantae, Streptophyta, Magnoliopsida, Ericales, Ericaceae.
AUGGAAGUUUUAAGAUGCAUUCUAAAAGAGAAAUCUCUUCUCCCUGAUUUUAAUUUUCAUUGGAAAUGUGGCUCCACCAAACUUGUCAAUCUUUGCUUUGCAGAUGAUCUUAUGACUUUUUGCAAAGGUGAAGUGAGUUCCAUUACUCAUAUUACACAAUCCUUGACUGAGUUUGAAGCCUUGUCUGGUCUUUCUCCAAGUUCUACCAAGAGUAACAUAUUCUUCUCAGAGGUUAAUCCUUCUACAAAAGCUUCCAUUUUGAACAUUUUAGGAUUCCAGGAAGCCAAGACUAACCCAUGGACACAUAGGUACCUAUCUUAUGCUAGCAGAAUACAAUUGAUUUUAUCAAUAGUAAUCUCAAUGCAAACUUAUUGGUCAUCUCUUUUCAUUAUCCCAAAGAAGGGUAAAAGCUUUUGGAGUGUUAAAACCCCAUGUGACCCCUCUUGGGUUUGGAGGAAACUCCUUAACCUUAGAUCAGUUGUUCAGGCUCACAUUAAGUAUAAAAUUGGGGAUGACCAAUCAACCUCCUUGUGGUUUGACAAUUGGAAUCCCCUUGGUCCCCUCUUACCAAGGUUUGGACCUAGAGUUAUCUAUGAUUUAGGGCUUCCUAAAGACUUUACUGUCAAGGAUAUCAUUAGGAGCAAUCAUUGGGCUUUCCCAUUGACCCAAUCUCCUGAUCUUAAUGAAAUAAGAUCUGAAUUACAAGCUGUCCCCAUCAAUGAUUCCAUUGAGGAUAGUUGUACGUGGACUCUCACUGCUUUUGGUGAAGAAUCCCAUGAACACUUGUUUUUUGAGUGCCCUAUGGCUACACUUAUCAGGGGUAUUUUGUCCAUUAAAACCCCUCAUAUGGUAGGGUUGGCAACUUGGCAGCAGUGGGUGAACAGGUUGUCCAAUUUCAAGGGUAAAUCUUUGGCCAUCACAAUUGUUAAACUUGUGUUCAUAGUGUGA